This is a messenger RNA of Fusarium subglutinans, 948 nucleotides long. Its product is annotated as D-arabinitol 2-dehydrogenase. The coding region runs from base 1 to 948 and encodes 315 amino acids. Gene Ontology annotation, cellular component: intracellular anatomical structure. The record is from RefSeq and is a predicted model, not a curated record. The transcript has 3 exons. NCBI's taxonomy places the organism in Eukaryota, Fungi, Ascomycota, Sordariomycetes, Hypocreales, Nectriaceae. Gene Ontology annotation, molecular function: oxidoreductase activity, acting on NAD(P)H, oxygen as acceptor.
AUGAACAAGUUCUCUUCAAUUCUUCGAACACUGGCUCGCCAGCCUCUCCAGAGACAAGCUUUUCCUCGCCAAACAACGAGAUAUGUCCAAGUAGUUAUUCGUGCCUUUCACCAAACUCCUUCUCGACGCAAUACGACGCAGAGUCAGACUCACUUACUACCAGAGUUCAGCCUCGAAGACAAAGUCAUUGUCGUGUCGGGAGGCGCAAGAGGUUUAGGUCUUGUUCAGAUUGAAGCUCUUCUUGAAGCCGGAGCUACUGUCCACGCCGUUGAUAGACUGCCCUCGCCAAUUGAGGAUCCAAAGUCAAACUUCUCACAAGUCUCAGAGCAAGGGCGUGAACUUGGUACCUCACUUCAUUAUCAUCAAGUCGAUGUAAGGGAUGUCCCAACUCUCAAUCGCAUAUUCGAGGAUAUCGCCAACGGCGCAGGUCGUCUGGAUGGCCUCAUCGCUGCUGCGGGUAUCAACCACGAAACACCAGCCAUCGACUACUCGAUGGAAGAAACCGAACAAAUGAUGGGCAUCAACUUCACUGGGGCUUUCAUGACUGCCCAAGCAGCUGCUCGUCAGAUGAUUCGCCUGAAACAGCCUGGCAGUAUUGUCAUGAUUGCCAGUAUGAGCGCAACCAUUGCCAACAAGGGCAUGCUCGCGCCCGUGUAUAACCCUUCCAAAGCUGCAGUUGUACAGCUCGCCCGUAAUCUUGCAAUGGAAUGGGGAGAACAUGGUAUCCGUGUCAACACCCUCUCCCCUGGCUACAUUCUGACCCAGAUGCUUCAAAAUCUCUUCAACGAUUAUCCUGAUCGUCGCGAGAGGUGGCCCAAAGAGAACAUGCUCGGCCGUCUAAGCACUCCAGAAGAGUAUCGCGGUGCUGCUGUCUUUCUUUUGAGCGAUGCGAGCAGCUUCAUGACGGGUGCUGAUCUUCGCAUGGAUGGUGGACAUGCUGCGUGGUAG